AUGUACAGGCCCGUUCCUUUCCUGCCGAUCCUGGUGACACUCAGCUGUCUGUCUCGUGCUGAGGUUGAGACAGAGGCUGCUGUUUCCUGUCCAGAAUCCCAACAGGCCUUUGGUGGCUCCUGCUACGAGUUUGUGAGCGAACAGCACUCUUUUCUCGGUGCCCAGGCGUGGUGCGAGCUAAGUGGAGGACACCUCGCUUUUAUUCUCAAUGAGGAAACCCAAUAUUUUCUCCAAGAGCACAUUGACCCUGAGAGGGACUGGUGGCUUGGACUAGCGCCCCCUGCGUUCCCAAACCUGCAAGACUCUACUGCUGUCGAAGAUGCUCUCUCUUGGCUGAAUGGUUCACAUGUCAGCUACUCUAACUGGGUGCGCAGCCCACGGCCUGGUUCAGGCUGUGGACACAUCGUGAGAAACUCAGGCUUCCAGUGGGAGGCUACGGGAGACUGUGGCAAAAAACUGCACUUUGUCUGCCAGUUUGAGUCUGGCAGAUCCAUCGUGUGUGCAGGACAUAAUGCCACCCUGCAGUGCGGCACUGGUCAAAUAAUAGAAAUAGACGGUGCCUUCUAUGGUCGUAAGACAGGUCACUACUGUCGAUCCGGGCUCCCCCCUCCAGCAGCAUCCACACAGGGUCAGUGUGGCUGGGUGGAUGUUGUAGAUUCAUUAGCAGGUUAUUGCCAUGGACGCCAGGUCUGCCAGGCCAUAGCGGCUGUGGACUCCUUUGCUGAGCCCUGUCCCGGGCUGGGGAGCUAUCUGUCUGUUGAUUACCACUGUGAAGACGGACUCAAAUUGUCUGUGAGCAAGUUAGCUGCUGUCUUUGACAAUGUCACCAUCAGCGUGAAGUGGCUGCUCCAUUCUUUUGGGGGAAACCUCACCUGCAAGCUGAGCACUGGAGAUGGGCACAUUAUUUAUCUACACAGUCCAGAGUGGUCGGAGAGCAUUGUGGUGCACAAAUACAUUCAUCCGAGUGUAUUUGUGUUGGUAGCGGACAUGUACCGGCAAUGAAAUGCACAUUACAGCACAGAAAAAUAAUUACCAUUCAUGAACGUAUCACAGGGAUUUGGUGUCAUCAAAUGCUUCACUAGGAGCCUGUCAUUAGAAGCAGCAAACUGCAAAGCCUUUUAUGGAAGACCGUUUGAAAUUCAGUUGGUGGUAGAAGCAGGGUACAAUGUGACCUACAAAAUCCAGAGUGGGGAAGCGUUGGUGUCAAGUUCAUCUGUGGUCCGAGGGAUUGUUCAGAACGUCACAGUUAGCUCAGAGUGGGUGGAGCAGCUCGGGCUUUGGCUGCCCCGGCUAACCCUUUACGCAUCUAACAUGGUCACAUUCCCUGGAGUGUCUACGACCUGCAGGUGUGUGUGGUUGGAGGAUGGUGGCAGGGCUCCAGGCCUCGUGCGGGAUGCCGCAGCAGACAGCAGCCCCUCAGUGGAGGCCCUGCAGGCUGUAGUGGACAACACUGUGGCUCAGCUGCAGGACAAGGCCGCUGUCAGGGGAGACCCUGGGACAGAUUUCCAGUCUGUGUCCAACAUACUCAUGGUCAAUCUGAUGAAUCCCAAAAAGCCACCAAGGCAAGAGCUGCGCGAGGAGAUGCUGAGCAGAAUGAUUAGCACCGUGAAGGAGGUUCCCAACAAGACUCCACAGCAAGUGAUGAUAGCCAGAGGACUGGCUGCCGUCAGCAAGAAAGGAGAUGAGCUUAGCCCCUCUGCCCAGCUAGAGGCUUCAUCACUGGCUGCAAAUCUCAGCUCCUCCCUCCUUACCAUGGACGUGGAGGAUGAAGAAGGCAAGAAGGCAGUGCACGCCGCUGCUGUCUCCAUUUUGGGGGCAGUGAGCAAUAUCCUGGAGUAUUCUUCACAUAAAAACGUCUCUGAUGUCCUCCUCAUUGGUAUGAACAACAUACAGAGCGCAUUGUUAAGACUGAAAAAAGUUAAUGAGAGGCCUACCUUUGUCCACCAACCUCUUAUUGAUGUGUUUGUUAAACGAGUGACUGCAAGACAUUUGCAGACUCAGUCUAUAAAUAUUCCACUGAGUUCCUCUGCCAAAUUUUCCCUCCCAUCCCUUCCUGCUAACAUCAUUCCUUCUGAGGAACCAGUGGAUGUGCGAAUGCUAAAUUUAAAGAAGAACCCAUUUUCCUGGAGUGGAAGUGGGAACAUCAGCGGGCUGGUAGGCGCUCUGUCCCUCACCAGAGAGGACGGCUCCAACAUCCCUGUGGGGAACUUGACCGAGGAUGUUGAGAUCCUCUUGCCGAGGCCUGCUGGAGAGCUGGUGAGCACCUCCGUUCUGGACCUGAGGAACUACAGCACAGUGGGCUUUACUGUUCCUUCACCUGAGUCCACCCUAGUGUUGAAGAUUGAGCCUUCGGAGGAUCCUUUACCCUUCAUGCUGUUGCUUGGUCAUGAGGAGUAUCCCACCAGCACAAAUUAUGUAGCCAUGACACGGAUGCCUCAGCAGGGAGCUACACAAGAGGAGAGAUACACUUGGUUACUGGAGCCUAAGGAUUUGAAAGGAAACACUGGGAAACACUACCUUCUUGUGAGGCCAAUAGUGGGCCCAGGAAUCAAAACUGUCAAUGCCAGUUUAUCCAUAACCUCCAUUGCUUCUCACUGUAAAUACUGGGAUGAAUCAAAAUCAGACUGGAGUGAUUAUGGAUGCAGGGUUGGUGUUCAGACGACAUCUUUGGUGACGCAGUGCCUCUGCACCCACCUCACUUUCUUUGGGAGUUCUUUCUUUGUCACUCCUAACCUUAUUGACCUAUCACGCACAGCUGAGCUAUUUGGGACCUUUGCUGAGAACCCCGUGGUUGUGUGCUUUGUGGGAGCGCUUUUUGUGGCUUAUCUCAUUGUGGUUGUCUGGGCACGUCGAAAAGACAUUCAAGACAGAGCAAAGGUGAAUGUGACUGUGCUGAAGGACAAUGAUCCCAGGGAUGAAUAUCGCUACAUACUGAGUGUCAGCACUGGACAUCGGCAAGGGGCCUCCACCUCCUCUCAGGUGACAAUAACUUUGCUGGGCACAGAGGGAGACAGUGAGCCACAUCACCUGACAAAUCCAAAGACACAUGUGUUUGAGAGAGGUGGGGUGGACAUGUUCAUGCUGACUACACCCUUCUCCCUGGGACAGCUGCAGAGCAUCCGGCUGUGGCACAACAACUCAGGGCGGCACCCUGAUUGGUAUGUGAACAAAGUCCUGGUGCAGGAUUUACAGACUGAACAGAAGUGGCAUUUUCUGUGUAACUCCUGGCUUGGCAUAGAUGUGGGUGAUUGUACUGUUGAUAAAGUUUUCCCUGUUGCAACAGAGAUGGAUUUGCAGAGGUUCAGUAAUUUGUUCUUCAUGAAGACAGCCAAAGAUUUCAGCGAUGGCCACCUCUGGUUCUCUGUAAUUAGUCGACCACCCAGCAGCACCUUCACCCGGGUACAGAGGGUGUCCUGCUGCUUCUCCCUGCUGCUCUGCACCAUGCUGACCAGCCUCAUGUUCUGGGGCAUCCCGACAGACCCCUCCGAGCAGACCAUGGACCUGGGUCACUUUGAGUUUACCUGGCAGCAGUUCAUGAUUGGAGUUCAGAGUUCACUCAUCAUGUUUCCAGUGAAUCUGUUCAUUGUGAGUAUCUUCAGAAAUGUCCGCCCUCAUGAGAUGUCUUGUAUUAAGGCGAAACCAGAUUCUGCUGAGCAGGAGAACACCUCUCAUAUAACCUGCUCACAGUCUGCUGCCUCAAACAUGGAAGUCAAUGGCAUCACUUUGGACACAGUUAUCAAGGAUAUUACAAGAAUCGCUCAUUCACUUUCUAAGACUGUGAAAAGCAACAUCCCACAGUCGGAGUCUGAGUUUGGGCCUGGACAAGAAGUUGAUAUCAGUGCUGUUCUCACGACAGUGGAGGAUUUCAUCAGACAGAAUAACAAAACUGGUGACACCUCUGUCAGCACUCUCUCCAAAACACAGGGAUCCCACAGUCUCAUUCAGACUCAGCUCCCAGGUACCGCAGUGGAAGGCAUUGAGAAAAAGAGCAACAAAACACAGUAUCUGUACAGGCAGCUCUGUCACAUUGACAAGGAGCUGAGUCUGCUGGGCUCCUCUGGCUUCCCCGACCCAGACAGCUACGACCAGGCUGUGCAGCAGGUCCAGGGCAUGAAGGGUCUCCUCGAAGAUCAGCUCUUUACAUCCAGCUCUGGGAAUCUGGACCAACUCACCCUGCAACCAAGCCCUGCUGAGAGCACAGACAGUGGAGGUUGUAAGAUGAAAAGGGUUUGCUGUCAAGGCGGGCUGCCCUGGUGGUUUGUGUUUGUCGGCUGGCUGCUGAUCAUUGUGACCAGUUGUGUGGCUGGAUUUUUCACAAUGCUGUAUGGAUUGAAAUUUGGGAAGGAGCGCUCCAUAAGCUGGUUGAUAUCCAUGGUUGUCUCCUUCUUUCAGAGUCUCCUCAUCAUUCAGCCGCUGAAGGUGCUCUGUUUUGCAGUCUUCUUUUCUCUGGUACUAAAGAAGGUGGAGGAGGAGGUGGUUUAUGAAAAUCUGCAAUUUGUAAAGGCUGACACAAAUUUAGAUAAUCACAAGGUGGCACAAACUAUUAGCAGGGAUAGCAGAGUCUAUCAACCCCCUUCACCUGUGGACAUUGAUAUGAUGAGAAGGAACAAGAUAAAGGAAAAGAAAGCCUUUGCCCUCAUCUGGGAAAUUUUGACCUACAUGGGGUUCAUGUGGAUGCUGCUGCUUGUGGCAUAUGGCCAAAGAGACCAAAAUGCCUUUUUUCUGAACCGACACGUUCAGCAGAGCUUCAGGAAGGGGAUCUCAGACAGCAUGAGUCUCAGAGAUGUGUUCACCUGGGCAAACACUUCUCUACUCAGUAACCUGUUUGGCAUCUAUCCAGGAUUUAUCACAGAUGGGAACUCUAAGCUGGUGGGUAAUGCCCGCUUUCGUCAAGUGAGAGUACAAAAGAGCUCCUGCAAGACUGCACGCCCCCUGCUCCAGUUUGUGCCAGACUGCCACGCUCCAUACUCGUGGGAGGACGAGGACAUGGGCUCUUAUGGCUCAGGCUGGAACGGUUCUGUGGCUGAUAAUAGCUCACAGAGCCCCCCCGACCCCUGGAUGUACCAGACACAGGCUCAACUCAGGGCUCACCCUAUCUGGGGCAAAGUGGCGUUCUACAGGGGAGGCGGCUUUGUAGUGGAGCUUGGCCCUGAUUUACAAAAUGCCAGCAGCACCCUUCAGCAUCUCUUUGAAAACACCUGGCUUGACAUGUAUACAAGGGCCAUCUUUGUUGAGUUCACCGUGUACAACGCUAACGUCAACCUCUUCUGCAUUGUCACUCUCUUGCUGGAGACAACAGCCAUUGGGGCAUUUCAGUUCCGCAGUGAGCAACAAAGUGUUCGUCUUUACCAAUUCCCCGGUGGUUUUCACAUCUUUGUUCUGGCUGCCGAGAUCAUAUACUACCUGUUCAUCCUCUAUUACAUGUUCCUUCAGGGAAAACUGAUGAAGCAGCAGAGGUGGGCUUACUUCAGGAGCAUGUGGAACCUUCUUGAGCUCGCUAUCAUCCUAAUCAGCUGGAUCGCCCUGGCCGUCUUCAUCACACGGACCCUGCUUGGGGACCGUAAUGUGAACUACUACCACAACCACAAAGACCAAUUUGCCAGUUUCCACGAGACAGCCACAGCAGACUCAGUACUGCGGUAUGUGAUCGCCUUCCUGGUGCUUCUUGCCACAGUGAAACUGUGGCAUCUGUUCAGACUGAACUCCAAGGUGAAUUUGAUCACAGCUACACUGCAGCGGGCCUGGACUGAAAUAUCGGGCUUCCUGAUGAUCAUGCUGAUCAUGUUUCUGGCUUAUUCCAUUACUAGUAACCUGCUGUAUGGGGGAACAUUAUCCUCAUACACGACUCUAAUGGACGCUCUCCUCACCAUGAUCAGCUUGCAGCUUGGCAUCUUCAACUACGAGGAGGUCCUGAACUACAACCUGUUUGUUAGUGCGCUGCUCAUCGGUUCCUGUGUUGUGUUCAUGACCUUUGUGGUGCUGAAUCUCCUCAUCUCCGUCAUCCUAGUAGCAUUAAGCCAUGAGCAAAUACAUCACAAGCCCUCAGAUGAAGAGGAGAUUGUAGACAUGAUGUUGACAAAGCUCUGCAGUCUUUUUGGAAUCACCUAUAAAGAGGCAACAAACAGCUCCAGCCCUGAGGUGAAUGGGAGCCCUGACUCAGCCCGCAAUAAUGGCAGAGGGAUCCUAAACAACUCCUUGACUGAUCCAAACACUUUCUGACAUCUGACAACUCAGCAAAUUCAUACAGAGGAAUUGUUUCAUUUUCUUCUGCUUUAUUCAAUAUGAAAGAGAAAGAGAGAAUUUAAAUGUCCUGGAUAUCCACUUUUCUAAAUGUAAAUUUGCUCUAACUAAUGUUAAAAUUACUCUGGCAUUGAUAAUUGCUCCUGUUGGGAUGUUGUGUUUUUGCUUGCCCCUCGCUGGGAGGUCAGAACACAAUGUGAUGCUUUAUGAAUAUGUUAUGAUAGAUAAUCAUUGAUUACAGAAUCAAAACACAAAUUGUUUGCGUGGAAGGACGAGCUUUUACUGGAGAGACAUACACAUUACUACUGUUACUAUGGCUUCACGGCUUCGGUGUAGUAAUGGCUCAGAUUUGA
Myripristis murdjan (pinecone soldierfish) is the source of this 6593-nucleotide messenger RNA. RefSeq names its product polycystic kidney disease protein 1-like 2. Gene Ontology annotation, molecular function: protein binding; calcium ion binding; calcium channel activity. The record is from RefSeq and is a predicted model, not a curated record. NCBI's taxonomy places the organism in Eukaryota, Metazoa, Chordata, Actinopteri, Holocentriformes, Holocentridae. Gene Ontology annotation, cellular component: membrane. Gene Ontology annotation, biological process: detection of mechanical stimulus.